AUGCCUAAAAGAAAAUCAAGAAAACCUGGAAAACAAAAAAAAUUACCUUCAUAUACAUAUCCUCCUAAAGAAAAAGUGGAAAAAGAAGAGAAGCCUAUAAUUGAACCAGUAAAUGAAUCACUUUUUAUAAGAGCCAGCCCAGUCUUAUUCUUGGAUUAUCUUCAAGCAAAACUUAGGGCAGAUGAACCACCAAAAUAUCAUUUCAACUUUGAUAAAGAAAAAAAGACAUGGAAAUGUAAUCUUUUUUACCUUGGAGAGCGAUCUAAAGAGCGUGAAUGUGAAGAAGUGAAAGAUAUUCUUAUAAGACUAACGAAAAAUGAUCGAACGCUUUUACCACCACCGCCAACAUCACCAUCACCUUUGGAAGCUUUUUCAUAUGAAUUUUUUAGAACUAAAGAAAAAGGAUACAACUUUGUUAUUCCUACUUUACCAACAUACGCCAAGUCACCAAUAUACACUAGGACAGCCAAAGUGUUCGUUAACAAAGAUGAAUUACCACAAAAUCUGUUUACUAUUCAAUAA
Entrophospora candida is the source of this 522-nucleotide messenger RNA. The record is from the annotation of a GenBank genome assembly. NCBI's taxonomy places the organism in Eukaryota, Fungi, Glomeromycota, Glomeromycetes, Entrophosporales, Entrophosporaceae.